This is a messenger RNA of Portunus trituberculatus (swimming crab), 12991 nucleotides long. RefSeq names its product protein phosphatase 1 regulatory subunit 37-like. Gene Ontology annotation, molecular function: protein binding. Lineage: Eukaryota; Metazoa; Arthropoda; Malacostraca; Decapoda; Portunidae. Bases 2371 to 6168 code for a protein of 1265 amino acids. The record is from RefSeq and is a predicted model, not a curated record. The transcript is spliced from 3 exons.
ACUACUACUACUACUACUACUACUACUACUACUACUACUACUACUACUACUACUACUACCAUAUUAUAACGGAACCCCUAGCCAUUUAAUUCUCACACACUUAAUAAUGUAAAAAGAUGGGUAGUAACAGGAAGAAGAAAAAAACAACACAUUAGAUUUAAUCCCUUUUACUGCUAUUAUUUUACUACGAAUCUUGGCAGUACCAUCUCAAUUCUACCAGACAUUUCCGCUUAUGCAGCCAGCCAGCCAGCCAGCGAGGCGACGAACUGGCUGACAGCUGGGGUAGUGCACUCUGAUAUAUUCCCCUUAAAUUUAGAGAAGACCGACGCUUUUCCCCUUGUGUACGUUCAAGUCUUGCAUGUAGGCCAUCAGUAAUGUAACGCAUGGAGAACCUGUCCUAAAAUGCGCAACACUUGCGCCUAAGGUCAUCUGGCGUAUGUCUCUAGAAAAAUUAUUAUUAUUAUUAUUAUUAUUAUUAUUAUUAUUAUUAUUAUUAUUGUUGUUGUUGUUGUUGUUGUUGUUGUUGUUGUUGUUGUUGUAUCUUGCUAAUUGACAUGUAAGGGAGUAGCUUUUGCAUUAAUUUUACUUAGUAGCGAUGUGUAAUAUUAAAGCAUUCAUUGUUUUGAAGAAGCAUAUCAGCUCUCAAAUCUUAUGACAGGCACGUCACACCAGAUAAAAAGCAACAUGGUAAAGAUAACACUUUGCACUGUACCACCAGGAGUAACUUUAUUCUUUAACGUCAUGAAGUUUGCUAUAAAAUGUCAACGCGUUCAUUAUAUUCAUUAAGAUUUAAACAAGUUACUCAGAAGACUGUACGAUAGGUAACAAGCUGUUUUUUAACACAUUUUUUUUAUUAUAAUUUGUCUCACCUAUGAUGUCAGGAAGUCGCUAUGUAAAUAUCAAAGCAUUAAUUGAUUCAAAUGGUGGUAUAUCAGUUAGCUCGGAGAAAAAGCAAAUGCAAAAGACAAAGCGAAGUAACUUGCGAGGUGUCAGACAAAUACAGUCCUUAUACAUUGAAUUCUGGGAGGGGUCUUUACUGAGGGCAAGGGGGCGGGACAGAAACACAUGUUAUUACGUCACCGAGUAUGUUGCCAAGGCAGGCUCUGGCUUGACGUAGAUGAGGUGGCUCGAUUGGGAAGAGGCAGGCUGUCUAUCAGGAAUAUUUUUGUCACCAUUUUUUCUACCUUUACUGUUCGUUAGUCAGCUGGUUAGUUCAUUCGUUUGCUAACUCGUCGGUUGUAUAGUUAGAUGGGUUUGUUGGUUUAAAGUAGAGUAUGUUUAAUUCAAUUGUUUAUAGUAGAAAUGAGAUAAACUUUAAAUGUAUGGUAGAAGUGCAUACGUUUCUAAUAAGUAUGAGAACAAAAAAUGUUUUUUACCACUAUCAUUACUACCUAGUAUAACAUUAUACAACAUUAUAUGGUAUGGUAAAUUAUAUUACCUAUUCAACAAUAUUAUUAUAUCAGUGAUUUCACGAAGACGUUCGUAGGUUGGUUUGACAAGGCGAAAGUUUUAAGGGGGAGGUGCCAUGUAGUCUCAUGUGCGCGCGUGUGUUUGUAUGUGUGUGACAGGCAGGUGUGGCGAGCAAGCUGAGGAACUAGCCCCCCACAUGUGCACGCUCAGUAACGUACACGAGCGGGUUGUGUACACAGUGAGCUCCUGCACGCACUCAAGGCCGCUGCAUGGAAGAAGACCAAGGCAGGAAUUGUGUGUUACGUUACGCUCGUGGUUUCCGCGGCGGCGUGGUCAAGUUUACCAGUGUAUCGCCACGCCAGGAGGUAGACGUUGAUUCUGUGCAGAACAUCGAACAUCUUGAGGGUUCCCUCGUAACAGUUUUUGGGGAACUUUGUAUUCUUCAUGAGAACCCAUGUGUGAUGGCCACGAUCGUCCGGGAUUGUGGAGCUAUUAACCUUGACAAACACAACGCUGCUAUGGAAACCUUGAAAAAGUUGCAGCUGCCCAAGUAGUGGAUGUCAAGAUCUGCUGGGUUUGUUACAGGUGUUUGUUAGAAGUGUGGGUAGCGAGCAGCAUAUAGGGGGUAAGUGAUUAGUAUCUCUCUUCCCAUGCUUAGGAUAGCACAUGGUAGGUGGACAAGUGGCGUGUGUUGCUGUGUGAAGGGACUUGUCAAGUUUGUCAUGACAACCAGACGUGCAUCAGGCUUCAGGAAAUUAAUUGCACCUUGGAAACGUCACAUGUCAGGGCUUGAGAUUCCGCCUCAUUGCUCGUAUACCCCACAGUUCCCCCUUCAGUAUGAACCUCUGGCCAUUUGCAUAAACAAGAUAAGAAGACACAGCCACUUGACAGAGAAUUGUGAUCAGCUAGAACAUUGCAGAGUCUUGCACUACAACGACCUUAUGCCAACCUUGCAGCAUUAUGAGUGACACUAACAGAACUGAGUCCCUUGGCAAUGCCCCUGUAUGUGUGCAUGAUGAUGCUUCAGUGUCAACCCAAGAAGGAUCCCAGGAGGAUCCUCAAAGCAAGCAAGCAGAGGUGACACAGAGCCCAGAGGCAGAGGAAAUUUCUCUAGAAGCCACAGUACCUGAGGCUACAGGAAGUAAAGUUUAUUUGCAUGAUAACUAUCAAUCUGUGGACAAAGGUGAAAGUGGCUUAGGAAACAAUGAUAGUGAUAGUAAGGAGAAUAACUUCAGUAAUACAGAGAACCUAGAAGGCUGUGUACAGUUUAAUACUUCUUGUGAACUAGGAGCAGUUAGCACUGAGAUCAAGACUGCAUUUAAAGUUGUACAAAGUGAAUUACCUUCAGCUGUGUCUGAUGUUAAAAGUGAAGUCAGCCAGGUACUUCAGAGCUCCACACAGUUUUGUUUAGGUGCUGCUGAUCAGGAUACCAGUAGUGUUGAUCAUGGAAAUCCUGAGGGCAAUGUAAUGCUGAUGAAAAGUGAAUCAGAAGCAUCUGAACAAGUUUGUAACGUUGAGGAUAUAGUUGUACAAAAGUGUUCAAAUGUUACAAGUCACCUUGAAAAGGAUGACUUACCUGUUUUUGAUUCUGAGGCACAUUAUGUUAAGAUAGUCACAGAUCCUCUUAGAGGUGAGCCUGAUAGAUCAGAUUGUGAUAGUGAAAGAGACACCCAGUCUGUACACCAUGGUGAGCCAGUGUCUUGUGAAGUAGCCAUGGAUACUGGGCUUGAUAGUAGUUUAGAAAAAGAUGAGGUAUUUAUUCCCAUUAGUUUGCAUGAUGAACUUAGUAAAAAUAUAGCCAUAGAAGUGACUGAAGACUUCCUGAAGGAGAAGGUGGACUGUAAGGGUAGUACAGAAAGAACAAGGAAGGAAAACAGAUUUGAAGUGAACAGAGUAUUUCCUGUGCAGUCAAGACUGACCGAGGAAUGUGAGUGUGAUAAAGAAGAAGGUAGCAGUCACUUGUGUCAUUCCAGCAAUGAACACACCCAAAAGGCACAGCCACUCUCUGCACCAUCUACACCUGUUCCCUCUGCCUCCACCACUGCCAGAAAAGCCCUUAGGUCUCAGGCAUGCCGUGGCCGGAGGGUUUCUUUCCCUGAGGAUGAGACUCACCUCAUAUCCAGCUACUUGGAGCCAGUCAAUCCAUGGCAACAAAUGGCUGGCACAACGGUGGAGGAGAUAGCGGCGGCAUAUCGGGCAUCUUGUGACCGACACCGCACACAGCCAUUGCCAGGGGUGCUGCAGCAGAUCAAGGCCUUGCCUCUGGUGCUGGGGGGCCGGGUGGAGUGCCUCAGCCUGCGUUCUCAGCGGCUGGAUAGCAGCCAAUGUGAAGGCUUGGAGGAAAUCUUCCGAAGAGUGCAGUUCAAAAUAUUAGAUUUGGAAGGAUGUUAUUUAGAUGAUGACACUGCAAUUCCCCUCUUUGACAUGAUUGAGUUUUAUGACUCUGCUACCCAGUUGAACAUUUCAUGUAAUGACAAAAUUGGUUUCCGGGGCUGGCAGGCAUGCUCUAGGAUGUUGAAGAGAACCCCCUCUGUCGAGUAUUUGGAUGCCCGCAGCACCAACCUUAAUGAGACCAACAUGCCAAUACUGGGCAGGGCACUAAGGCUUGGCUCCCGUCUCCACACACUGCAUUUAGAGAGCUGCAACUUGACAGGUCGCCCACUCAUCAUACUAACAGCUGCACUGAGACAGAAUGAGUCAUUAACUGAGCUCUACCUGGCAGACAAUAGGCUUGGAGUCAAUGACUGCAUACAGCUUAGCAACUUGGUACGAGCCAACAGCACACUCCUUCUGCUAGAUCUUCGCAACAAUAAUGUGCAGGAUGCUGGGUGUAGCCAUGUGUGUGAGGGCAUUGCAGAGCAACAGAAGCACCAGCAGCAGCAACAACAAGGUGAAGAGAAUGGGGAAAAGACACGGUGUCGAGGCCUGCGCUCCUUGGUGCUGUGGAACAACCACCUCACUCCUCAGUCUGCCCCACAUCUGGCCAACAUGUUAGCCAUCACCAAGGCUCUGGAAACCCUCAACCUUGGCCGUAACAAUCUGACCAGUGAGGGCAUUUUGCGGCUAAAAGAAUCGCUUCUGAGAAACCAUGCUCUGCUUCGUCUUGGCUUGCAAUCAGCCAGAAUAGCUGAUGAGGGAGCAGUGGCCUUAGCUGAGUACACUGUUGAUAAUAGGGUGAUACAGCAUGUUGACUUGCGAGAUAACCCCAUCCGUGUGGCUGGUCUUCUUGCUCUAGCCCAUUCCCUCCGCCUCAACUCUACUGUCAUUCAGAUGGACAUAGAUUCUGAUCCUAGAAGUGAGCCAUCAGCAGAGCUGUCUGAACAGCAUUUUUCUCUCCAGAAAGAAAUUAAAGAAAUCUGCCAACGCAAUCUUACCCAAAGUCACCUAAAAGCUGCAAGUCAAAUGAAGAGUGAAACUCCACAAGGUGUUUCUUCCAAGCCAAACAAACAAUGGGAUACUGAAGGAGGUGUCAUUAGAAAGAUCUCUCUUACAUGUGAGACAACUGUGGUAUCGUCCCAAGAGAUUCGCACCACAGAAGUUGUUACUCGUGAAGAAGAGAAGCAGAGGUAUGUAAGCCCAGCUCCAAGUCCCUGUCCAAGUCCCUGUCCAAGCCCAUGCCCCAGUCCAGUCCCAAGUCCACUCAGGAAUAACCGUUUCAGAGUGUUUAGAGUGGCAGAACCUUCUAAAAGUUCUCCAGAUUUAAUUGCAAGCACUAGCCAGCCCACUGUCGUAUGUAGUGCAGUUCAUGUUUCACAGUCUGGGAGGAGUCUUUCUGCAGGAGACCUCAGUCAGCCUCCUAAACAGAGUGGUGUGCGGCCCAACAGGUUUGGCAUUGGUGGGCGCUUCACAGUGACACGUGUGGCAGAACCGUGCAGCUUGCCUUCUAGUCAGGUGUCUAGCAUGGCAUCAAGCUUCACAACUACAAGCUCUGUACCUGGGCCAAAAAUUGUCAUAUCUUCCCCUGUUAGAGUAGAGAGAGGGUUUAGUGUUGAUGAAACAGUUUCAAGAGAAGCAGCCGAGAAAUCUGGAGAGAAGCAAGGAAAGUGUGAUGCAAGUCCAACUGUAGACUUUAAGGCAACAAAGCUUCCAGAGAGUGCAGCACAGUGUGGCAAAGCCGGCUGUCAGUCUGACAGUGAUGCUGUUAUGGAAGGUGCCAACCUCAAAAAAUGUUUGCCAGAGAGCCAAAGGCCAGAAUUAAUGCCCCAAAGAUCACUGAUUGUGUUCAAGAGUAAUACUGAAUGUAAAAAAAUUGACAAAGACGGUGAUUCUCCAAACCUGAGUGAGCUGACUGACAGUGGAUUCCUUGAUGAAGGAAACUGUGGCAGAAGCAGUGGCAGUGCAUCACCAUCACCCAGCGCUGGCAGUCCUCGCACAGUUCAUGAAGGGGACAGAGACUCCUUGCUAAGCUCAUCUGUGGAUAGCACCAACCAGGAGGAUACAGGUCUGGGCCUCCCUAUGGAGGAAUCAGAGCCAGCCAUUCCAGUCUCACCAUGUAAUAUUCAACAAUUUGAUAUUCACCCAAUUCAUGACCCUCCAAAAAGAGCCCCUUUGGCUGCCAUGGAGAAUGGAAGCUUUGAUUCUGACAGCGAGGACAGUGAGCUUAUGACACAGUCCUCGGAUUCCACCCACAGUGAUGAGGUGCGUAUCACCACAGAGCAGAUGGAGCCAAGACAGGCCUGGGGUUCCAAGCCAGAACAGCCACAAGUGGGCAUGGCCUCAGAGGCAGUGAUAGCCUCGGGGGUCACUGAAUCUGGCUAAAACAGCCAAACAUUCUACACACUUGAGAGUAGUGUUUGGGCACGUCAGAACAACAACACUGGCCUCUCGACACGUUAGCUACGGACUGGCAACAUUUUCCAAUAUUGUGAUAGUAAAUAUAAAUGCUUUAUAACAUUUAUGUUUAUUUGGUCAUCAUGCUUUACCUCAAUCAAUCUCAGUUGUAAAGAUCAAAAUCAAGGAUCUAUUGUAAAGAUAUGAUUGAAAUGGUUUCAUGAUAUUACUUAUUUGUGAAUUACUUCAAACAAUUAAUGGACAGUGAUAUAAACUUAAAUUACCCUUGAAUAAUUUGGGAUAGUGCAGUAGUAUAGAUGUCCUGAGUAAAAAAUAUCCAUUCAUAUGGUUUAGGGUGAAAGUGAAGAGUAGAAAGCCACCAAUAUUGUACCCUCAAUUUCUCUUCUUGUGCUUUUGUUCAGUUCUUAAUGCUAGUUUUUCAGGCAUAAAAUUGAGUAGAAAUUAGAAAUCCAUAUUUAAUUCAUGUAAAUUUACAUCUGUAUAUCAUUGAAGUGUAUUUACAAGAUCCUUGUCAUCACUGUGCCACACACAUGGGAUCCUUUAGCUGGUCACAAUGUCAAAUUGAAAGGGAGUUCUCCACAGAAUACUAAAAGAAAUAACAUACUUUAGGCACUUUGUUACUUCAUAUUAUACUGAAAACCAAGGCUGUGUGACCCUACAUUUUAUUUUAGUAUAGCUUUCUUACACAAAUGACAUGCCUUUUGAUAUGCUUUUACUGAAACUUUCAUUAAAGACUGAAUUUUUUAUGAUAACACAAAAUUGGUGCAGUUUAUGUUGCAGUUGGUUCAGACAAAUUGCAUGUUGUGAAGCAGAGUGAUAUCAUGUAACAAGAGGCAGUAACUGUCACUAGCCAUUACCUUGAGUUUGUCCAGGCAUCCAUCCAAGUGAGGAGUAGCACAGAUGGUGCUCAUUUCCCAAUCUUUCACAUUAUUCUGCUAAAUCAUCCAACAACUCCUUAGAUGCUCAGCAAUGGGUCAUAUGAUAUUUGUGCUCAUGUUCUGUGCCAGUCAUUAUUCUUUCACUUGAAUCUUCCAUUAUGAAAAUUUGUAAGACUGAAAUCUUGCACCAUCUUUAGUAGUAUUACAAUUUGGCAAGAGCGAGCCAGAUCCCAGACUGUCUUCAGUAGUAAUGAGAAGUGGAUGUGUGCCCUCAGUGCCAGUGGCAACACACCAUACUGCAUUUUUUUUUUUUUUUUCCUCUCCAGUACUUGACAGUACAUGCUAUUGAUUUUCAAUAACUAAUGACAACUAUAACAAAAAUUUGUUCAUUGCUAAGCUUUAGGGAUGCUGAAAUCUCAGUAUAAGCUGCUGGGAAAGAGAUUAUGAAGAUGUGCUGUGAAUUACUUUUUUUCUGCCAUUUUUCACAGCAUUGAGGCCAAAUUUGGAGAAAAAAUUAAUGUUAUCCAGUGUGAGACAGUUGAUAAUCUAUUGUAGGAGACAAGAUUUAUGUAGAAAAACGAAUAUUCUUAUCUUCAGUAGGCAGAGCAUGUGCUGAUUUGUUCCUAAGACUCGCUCUUCUUACUCAAAAUUGUACAUUCCUUGUGAGUGGUGUCAGUGCUGCAAUUUUUUAAAGUAUUUUUAAGGCACAUGCCAAUUUUUUUUAUCAAAACUAUCUAUUUGAAGAAGGAUGUUGAUGCAGCAUUGAUUUUUAAUGAAUUUUGUAAAGCAUAAGCUGUAAAAAUGAAAUUUUAUCUUGUUUAAAAGUUGAUAAGUAAUUUAAUAUUUGCUGGUGAAGAGUAUCAGUGAUGUAUCUCGUGCAGCACAUGCUUUCAAAAUUAUGUAUGCCGUCAAUUAGAGCACUAUCAGUGUAUUUGAUGACUAAUUCAAUGCUUACCUUGGCAUGGUAAACUGAAACCAAGCUUGAUGAUGAAGCUUAUAUAACUUGUAGAACUGCCCUAGACUUUGCUGGCAAAAUAUGAAACUUAGUUUGGGACAUCCCCCACUUAGCAUGCUGGUGAGACACACUGGAUCCCAUGUGACAAUGCUUCAGUGAGAAUUGUUGAACUAUGUUUAGAAGGUGCAGCUGUUAGUGGUGCAUGAAAAGAAGAGCAAUUCAGAUUUCUGUGGCCCCCCUUUUUUAUUUUUCAUUAGUUAUUAGUAGUGCUCACAUUGGUUUCAUUAGAAUACACUCAGUAGAAAUAUCUGCACCCAUUGAUGUGUGGAGUCUGAGUGGCAUGUAAUGUGGCUUCUCGAUAGAUAGGUCACCUUUUAGUCAAAUUACUGAAGGCACAUUGUGAGUGUCUUGACACACGUCACACAAUCAGACCUAGCAGUCCUUCCUGCAGACUAAGUUUGGGGGCAAAGAUGGUAUAUUCAGCUAAGUGUAGGUGAUGCCACAAGGUGAGAGCAGUACCUGAUGUGGUCAGUCACUGCCCCUCACCCAGUGUUUACUGAGAUCCCAGGGAUACCACACAACACAGGGACCUGGUUUGUUUACAUUUUGGUGCUAAUUGUUAAAUAGUUAGUUCACUGCAACUUAUUUUUCCCUUUAAAAGAUGUGCUUUGUCUAGCUUUGAGGGUGCAUACUGAAUACAUGUAAGUGAUAUGAGGUUGCAGCGUUGAUAAUGAGAGUAAGCUUAUGAUCAAUUUAUGUAAAGAGCAGUGAGUUAAAAAAAAAUUACAUAUAUGUGUGUAUAUAUAUAUAUAUAUAUAUAUAUAUAUAUAUAUAUAUAUAUAUAUAUAUAUAUAUAUAUAUAUAUAUAUAUAUAUAUAUAUAUAUAUAUAUAUAUAUAUAGAUGCAGUGAUUAUUGUUGUCUGCCAUUGCUUUCUUCACUGCUAGAGGUACAAAUCUGUGAAAGAGGUUGGUGAGUCAUGCACAUUAAAGGAGCUACUGGCUUUUAUCAUCUAAUCUAACCAUUAUAAACUUCAUGAAUGCAUUGUUUUUGCCCAUUUUUAUGUGUAUUUUUAAACCUUUGAUUACUGAGUUGAAAUGUUUUGUAUUUUCAUACUUUGGAGCACUACCUGGCAUGAUGAGACCAUGUAAAACUGAGGUACUUUAUGAAUGUCUUGACUGCAGUAAAUGUCAAAUUGCAGAAGAAUAUUUUCUUAUUUUCUUGCAAGUGUUGUAAUAUUGUAUAUGUUAAGAGGGUUGUGUUUGCCAAAUAUAGACACCCCCAGUCGCUCAUAUUGUAAUACCUGUUAUCUCAGAGAUAUCCUUCAUUAUAUAACUGCCUUUGCCACCAAACAGUAAAGUUUAUUGUACAUUAUAAGGAAACCUUUGUGACAACAACACUUAUUUUGAUCCAGUUUGUUAAACCUGUAUUCCAUAUCAAAGAGUCCAAGGACCUGUAUAACCUGUCAUCUGAAACUUGAAGUGUUCAGAGAAGGAUCAGAAUUGGUGUUGAGAGAAAGCACUGACAAAUGUGCAGAUAUAGAGGGCCUAGUGCUGUGACCACACUGAGCCCCACCCUCCCCAUACCAGCUAUCACACCAGUCCCCCUCCCCCAUCAGCCUGCACCACCACCUCAGCAACUAGUGCGCUCUUCCCCCUCAAAAGAUAAGAAAUGAGGAUAAAAGAUAAAAGAAAAAUGUAUAAUGGUGAUUUAUUUUAUUUGAAAUAUUUAUAUGAAUGUAAUGUAUAUAAUCCUAGCAGGGUUUGUGUGGACAAAGCCUUUUGUAGCAGUGAUAAAGCAAUGCUUAUGAAUAGGAUGAAAGUUGCAGAAAACCAUGUCAGAUUGUACAGAGUGUAAUCUGCCACCUCCAACCGUUUCUCCACACUCCCUCACACGUAGCAGCAUAGAAACAUACUAUAUUGAUUAAGCCUGUUGUUAAUAUUGUUGUUGAUAAUCUUUUAUGUCCUAAAAAAAACUAUAUACAAGGUAGUAGUGUACUUGUUUUAUAAGACUUAAUGGCAUGUGUAAAGGACUCUUGUCUGCUUGAGAAUGGACCUGUUAUGUGAGGCAGCGUGGCAUGAGGCUGUGUUGUACCUGCUGGGUGGUGGACUUUGCCUCCCUCAGAUGGUGUGGCGUGUGGCAUGCUGGUCCUUGGUGGACCCAUGAUCCGUGUUUCAGCUCAGUGUUGUGUCAUCUGGCCUGCCUGUUGUGCUGAGGAUGACAUGACAUGUGAAUGUGAGGGAGAUGCAUUGAAUGGCAGCGUUGUUGUUGUUAUUGUUGUUUGGGCCUUGUGAGCAGUAAAUGUUGCAGUGGUUCUUGUAGCCCUAGUGAAAGGAAAUUUUCAAGUUACGGUAAGAGCUGAGUGUUUCUUUUUAUUAUGAUAUUUAAGCAUACUCAGCUAAUUUGUUCCUCACAUACAAUAAUGACAAUUAUAACAGUGUUGUUAUUCAUUAAGUAUGAAUUAUUUGAUUCAAUGAAUGCAGUCUCCAUUUCUGUGCUUCUUAACUCUGUGUCAAGAAAUCUGAAUAAGCUUUAGUGUUGUACGUAAUGAGUUUUUGAUGAAGGAUACUUACCAAACUUUCAAAGUAUACCAUACAUAGAGAUGAAUUUCAUUGUAUGAUUCUGGGUAUUUUAACUGAGCAUAAACAUAUUUUUAAUGUUUUCAAAGGGUAUUACAGGAGACAGUAAUGCUAAGACUUCAAAGCCUGAGUCAUUAGAGUCAUUGGUGAUCAGCCAUCAGUCUCUUCAUUGCACUUCUUGUUGGUACUGACAGUCUUGCAAGCCACACAAAGGACUCUGGCUCUUGGGUCUUACGACUCUCAGGAUUAACUAUAUAGACUUUUCAUUGAUCCUCCCCAGUCCUCCCCUUAAAGUAAUCUGUCUUGCCAAACAGCAGGGUUUGAACAAAGUAGAUGGGUACUUAAUUUGUAAGGCUAAACUGGAUUUUGUAUGUACUUAGGUUAUGGAUUGCCAUGAGAAUGUGAACUGUGAAUGGGUGUUGAAUAGUGUGAACGUGUCAGAAGUGCUGAGAGUCCCAACCCAGAACAUGAGGAGCUGGACCCCUCAUCUGAGUGUUUGUAUUUCAAGGCCUCAAAGUUGCUGCGUAUAUCAUGUGUACAUAAAUCUCCACCACCCAUGAGAACAUAUAUUUUAACUGCUAUGAUCACCAUCCCAAUUCAUUACCAUUGUCACCAUUAUCAUGAGUGUAUCACCCCCACAUCUUCAUCCCAACACCCUCUCCCUCACCCAGCCAGUGCAAUUGUAAUAGAUGGCCAUUCUCAGGAGGACUUCCAAGAUCUGUUAUCUCAGGAUCCACAGCAGCACGUAGUGAUGUCAUAGCCUCAAUGGGACACAUAGUGGAUCUGGAAUUUCACCUGUAUUAGACAAGAAUAGGAUUUGAGUGUUAUCCCUUUGGCAGCAGAAUUACUUUUUCAAAUGACUUGUAUAGAUAUGGCUUAACUCUCUUUCCAGUGAGGAGUGAUGGCAAGGAAAGGUUGCUGAAGGGAAAUUAUGAAUAGGCAUGUUCAGAAUUUGAUGGUGUUGGAUUGUACAUUAUUGCCCUCAGAGGAAUGAUUAGUAGGUACCUUGUCUGUUUCAGUUCACAAUCUCACAUUUAUACCUGGUGCCCAGCCAUAUCAUUCAUUCACAGAGCCCCCCCAUUCAAGUUGACUUUCUUUAGUCUUUCACCCCUCACAAACAAACAAGGACCCAUUUUGAUACCUUAGCCGAGUAUGAUAGUAGUUGUCGUCAACCCAUUACUGCUUGAGGCUGGACUGUUACAUCCAGACAGUAGGUACCUGAUUGUCAUGUAGUGUUAUCUCGCCUCGCCACCCACCCACCACCACUCCAAGCAGGACACGGUACACUGUGGCAAAUCCGGUAAACCCUUUAAAAUACUAACCACAUUGACUUAUUGUAUGCAUUAAAUUUCUCCCUUUUCCCCCCUGUGCAUUUAUCAUCAGAGUGCAAGUCAUGUUUACAAGAUUUAUUAAAGUUUAUGUAUUUGUGUGUUGGUUUCCAGAGAGAUUCCUGGUGAUUGUGUUUUGCAGGUGCAUACUUACGGAUGGUUGUGUUGAGAGCAGCCAACAUUUUAUUAUUAUUAUUUGUUUAUAUAUUUUUUUAUGUUGAAAGUGUGAUAGGGUGAGAGAGAGAGAGAGAGAGAGAGAGAGAGAGUGUGUGUGUGUGUGUGUGUGUGUGUGUGUGUGUGUGUGUGUGUGUGUGUGUCCUCCCAAGUCCAUCCAUUGCCCUGUUCCUUUCCCGCGCCAGGGAGCAGCCCGGCAUAAUACUACUAAACUAAUACUAGUAAUACUUUAAGUGUACUACAGCAGCCUGCUGGGGGAUCGUCGGCACAAGUGGCCCGUGAAUGGAAGAUGCUGUUUCCAUUUUUGUGGCUUUAUGAUUUAUAAAAGACAUUGUUUUUACAAUAAGAUGUAUAAUAUUUAUAUAUGUAUUUAUUUCUCUAUAGGGUAUUCAUACAUAACACAUGAUGCUAACGCUGCUAUAUUUUCAUUAGAUGCUAUUUAUUGUUGUAUAGCGUGAAAGGGAAGGAGACUUGUGAUAUCCCGAAAUAUGAGCAGGUGCGGUAAAUAUUGCAUAUAUAUACAUACAUCCUACUGUUCUGCAGGCGGUGGUGUCAUGACGCUGGGGGAAGGUUGCGAGACGUGCUAUGAGAAAAACCGAGUCACUAGGCCGUUUAUAGGAGGAGGAGGAGACGGUAGUAGUGGCGGUGGUGGUGGUGCAGUAUAGUGUAGGGAUGGUGUAAACACUUCGUAAUCCCUCUACAGUGUAUCGUUAUUUUUGUGCGUCCCUCCUCAAGACAGUGGCACACUUGUAUUGUGGGAGGAAAGCAAGUGUGUCCCGUCAGGUUAUAGGAGAGGGAAGCGUUCUGCGGGUCACUGGAGGAGGGUGGUCGGGAGGAGUCCGUGAACCAUCCUGCUGAACAAUAAACUGCCCACGUUA